AUACAGUUUUGAAACCUUACUUUACCUAUUUCCAUUCCAGAUUAUUUUCACCGACAAAGAAACUUAAACCUAAGGACAACAGAAUAUUACAGUUUUAGCACUGGUGACCUUGACCUUUAACCCUGCAGAUCAAAAUGGAUGACUCGGAGGAAUAUGACAUGAAUCAUCUUUUUAGAGGUCAUGCUAUUAUCAUUGCAAAUGAAAAGUUUGCAGGGGAUACAAAUCGCCCUGGCGCAAGGCAAGAUGCCAAUAAGAUGCAAGCUUUAUUUCAGUCUCUGGAUUUUCUAGUUACAACAUACAUGAAUGUGACUGCUGCAGAUAUGAUGGAUAUUAUUCGAAAAGGAAGCAAGUCUUUUGCUAAUUUGGACGCUGACUGCUUUGUGCUCGUGAUAAGUUCUCACGGACUUGAGAAGCCGGUCUUUGAUAGCUCCCUGCAAGGUGGAUCGUACAUGUACCUACCUAAAGAUUCAACAGUUUGGCGUCAUGCUUUAAUCGGUAGUGAUAACAAACUUAUUUUCGUGGACGAAAUCCUGAAAAUAUUUGACGAUCAAGAAAAUAAAGACAGUUAUUUGAAAGGGAAACCAAAGUUAUUUUUCCUUCAGGCAUGCAGGUCAGGUCAUUUGUCGUACAAAAAUGGGAUUUUGGGAUCAUAUGAUACAGGUACCAAUGUUAAAGUGUCUAUCUCGGAUACCAAUCUUACAAACAUACAACCCUCAGAUGCCGGUUACCAUGACGAAGAUUUUAUAGAGCUGGUUAACUCAGUGGCAGGAAUAAAAUUAAGCCAAGAGGCUGAGAAUGCAACUGAUGGCAUGCCUGUUGUGGGACGGGUGACAUACGAUUAUCUGAAAAGUCCGGUUGUUGAAACAGACCCUGUAACUCCUGUAACUCCAAGAGUCAUGAAACAGUCUGCCUAUGAUAUUGUACCAGUGCCGUGCCCUGACGAUUGCCUUAUUAUGUAUCCUACUGUACCUGGCAAGUAUGCUUAUCGUAUAAAUCAGACUGGAUCUUAUAUGCUGAGCUACAUGUUUCACCAUGCACAUAGGAACAAACUUCUACGGGGAUGUGACAUUCUUCAGUAUCUGACGUCGGUCAAUAAUGCUAUGGCAAGUACAGAAAUAUACUUCGAUCCUUCAGCAAUCACAGUAGUACCUGACGAAAUAAAGAUGCUACAAGAAAGUUUGCCGUUCAAGGUCACGGCUUGUAUUGUACACAGACUUACAAAGACUUUGAGAUUUCAACCAAGGUCUACAAACUCUGUGUGGCAAGAACUUAACGCUCGUAGAACAUUUUAAAGCGCGUAAAAGAUUUUUAGCGCUUAAAACAUUUUGAAGCGCGUAAAACAUUUUGAACUGUGUGUACACCAUUUUGAAGUGUGUAAAACAUUUUUAAUGCUGAAUCGCAUUGUAUUAUUACUAGUGUUAGAUGAGUUGUUAAAGCAGCAUGCCUCCAGAUUCAUUCUUAUUUUCAUGAAAAUUUUGAAAAUGUAUUCAAAAGUAAAAUAUUGUGUAGUGAAAAAAAACAGUAAUUAACACAUUGCAGUGUCGCUGUAGAAAUGUAAUAAUUAAUACAGCAAUGUAAAGUCAUUAAUUGCACAUAAAAAGUAAAUUAUUACUUGAAUCUUUAAUCUGUUUCCUUUUCUAAUUAUCUUGUUACAUUUUUCUCAUGUUUGAUUUUCUUGAAAUAUUUUUAGCUCAACUGGAGGCAUGCAGCUUUAAAAAUUGGUUUUGGGAUACAUUUUGAGCCGCGUCAGGACAAAACCAACGUAAUGCUUUUGCGACCAUCAUGGAUCCAGACCAGCCUGCGCUUCUGCGCAGUCUGAUCAGGAUCCCUGCUGUUCGCUAUCAGUUUUUCUACUUGUAAUAGGGUUUGUAAGGGAACAGCAUGGAUCCUGAUCAGACUGCGCGGAAGCGCAGGCUGGUCUGGAUCCAUGCUGGUAGCAAACGCAUUAUGUUGGUUUUGUCGUGACGGGGCUCAUUUUGAACUUUUGUACAAUACUUUAUAAAGCACUUUAUAUCAAUACACCUGAUAAUGAUAAAGAGUGUUCUUCAACCUGUUGAAUUUAUGUCAUGGCAUUGAUUAUUUUAAAGGGACUCCACUGAGGCUUUUUGUCAUGACAUGACUGAAAAUAAUUUUUUCGAGAUUUUUGUACUAGAUCUAUUUGAUGUAGGUCUAGACCAAUAGCUUGUGUGCAAUAUUUCAGAUCAUUCGCUCACUUCCUUUUUUCGUGAAUAAUUAGUCUAAUCAUUAAAUAUGACCGAAAAUUGAAAAACGUUACAAUGUUUUUCAAUCAAAUUUGGCUAAGAAUAGCACAAAAAUAGGAUUUUCUAUCUAUUUCCGAGUAUAUUUCUUAAAGCUACAUUCCUCCAGAUAAGUCAAAAUAUUUCAAUAAAUUCAAAGUUUAGAAAAAUGUACUAAGGUGUAGGAAAAAGUUUCAAAAUUCAAGUAAUAUUUUACAUAUUAUCUGUGAUUAAUGACAAAUUUUUUUAGUAUUUACAACUAUAUUUCUACUGCGUUACUAAAGCAGUAAAGGUUAUUUAUGUAUAUUUUUACCACUUUUUGGUUAUUUACAUGGUUUGUAAGUGCCAUAAAUAAUGAGUAAAUUGCAUUCUUUUGAUUACUACACAAUAUUACACAUUCAAAUACAUAUUCAAAAUUUUCAUGAAAAUUAGCAUGAAGCUGGAGGUGUGCUGCUUUAAUUAUCUUUUGCAAAUCUUGUUUAAACUGCCCCAGCUGAUCUAUCAAAAAUUUACUAUUUUGAUUUUAGGCUUUUGAACCUUAGUGGAGCUCCUUUAAUUACUUUUUUUUGUUUUGUAUCAUGGAAUACUCUAUAUAUUAUGCUCCUAUUUUUUAACCUACAGUAUAAUUAUUGACUACUUUAGACUAGAUUUUGACUUAUUAAGACUAGAUUUUGACUAACUUUGACUAGAUUUUGACUAAUUUAGGCUAGAUUUUGACUAAACAUGCCCUUUUUUAUGCCCUAACUUGGAUGAGUUGGGGGGGGGGUAGAAUGGGGCUCCUAUACAAAUAGAUGUAUCCUUGUCCAUCCAUUAUGCCUUUUCUUUGUCCAUCUAAAGAAUCACUUACUGUUCUAAUGGAAUGAGCGAACUGCCAUGUUCUAUGGACACAAUUUUCUCGUUGACUUUAGAUUUAUAUUUUAAAACCUGUUUUUAUUCCACAGUUUACCUUCAAUAUUCAAGCCGAGACAUUCUUUGUAACAACUUGUUUGAGAAUCUUAAAUAAGAUUAUUAAAACAAUAUUACCAUAUUUGAUUUUUUUGAACUCUUGUAAUGAAAAUGAAGCUUAAUUCUGAUAGUAUUGAUUUCUAUUUUAACAUCAAAUGGUGUAAAUGCUGAAAUUUCAUUGGCUAUAUAUCAAAGGUUGUUAAAUAGGUUUGGAAAUAUGUCAGUUUUUUUUUACAUUUUAGGUCACUUAAGCUAAAAAUAGAUAAGUUUUGUUUCACCUUUAAUUGGGUAAACCUCUUAAAGGGACUCCACUGAGGCUUUUCGUCAUGAAAGGACUGGAAGUAUUUUUUUUCAAGACUUGUAAACUUAUAAUUGCAACACUUUUUACUCAAACUGGGCUGAAAUUCAUGCAAAAGUUUAAUUUUCAAUUUAAUUCUGAGUAUAUUUUUUCUUUAUUAUCCUUUGAAAAGUUUUCACUGACUGAACAGUGAGUUCAGUGCAGACCAUGAUCAAAUGGCACUGAUGAUUUUGGUCUGUCCUGAGUAUGACUUGGUUUAGAAUCUGUUGACACCUGUGGGCUAAGUGUUAAAUAUUUGUAAAUUUUGUAAAAAUAACACUGUCCAGGGAACAAUUGCAUUGGUGACAUCUUAACAAGAUUUCAUGUUUGUGUAAAUUGAACGUCUUUAUUGUCCCCCGCCUUUUCAAAGAAAAAAGGGGGAUAUAGAAAUAGGCUCCGUCCGUCUGUCCGUCCGUCCGUCUGUCGGUCAGACUCUCGUGUCCGGUCCUUAACUUUGUCAUUUAUGAAAGGAAUUUUAAAUUACUUGGCACAAAUGUUUAUUAUAAUAAGACGAUGUGUCAUGCGCAACAACCAGACCCCUACCUCCAGGGUCAAGGUCACACUUGCUCAUUCAAGGUCAACAUUGCCUAUUUGAGGGUAUAUGUCGUGUCCGGUCCAUAACUUUCUUAUCUAUGAAGGGAUUUUGUAAAUACUUGCCAUAAUUGUUCACAAUAAUCAGAUGAUGUGUCAUGCGCAAAAACCAGUCACCUACCUUCAAGGUCAAGGUCACACUUGGAAGUCAAAUAUUAACAUAGUCUGUUACAGGGUAUAUUUCGUGUCCGGUCCAUAACUUUGUCAUUUAUCAAGGGAAUUUGAGAUAACUUGGCAGAAAUGUUUGUUAUAAUAAGACGAUGUGUCAUGCGCAACAACCAGACCCGUACCUUCAGGGUCAAGGUCGUACUUGCUCAUUCAAGGUCAACAUUGUCUAUUUGAGCGUAUAUGUCGUGUCCGGUCCAUAACUUUCUUUUCUAUGAAGGGAUUUUGUAAAUACUUGCCAUAAUUGUUCACAAUAAUAAGACGAUGUGUCAUGCGCAACAACCAGACCCGUACCUUCAGGGUCAAGGUCGUACUUGCUCAUUCAAGGUCAACAUUGUCUAUUUGAGCGUAUAUGUCGUGUCCGGUCCAUAACUUUCUUUUCUAUGAAGGGAUUUUGUAAAUACUUGCCAUAAUUGUUCACAAUAAUCAGAUGAUGUGUCAUGCGCAAAAACCGGUCACCUACCUCCAAGGUCAAGGUCACACUGGGAGGUCAAAUACUUACAUAGUCUGUUACAGGGUAUAUUUUUUGUCCGGUCUAAAACUUUUUCAUAGAUCAAAGGAUUUUGAAAAUACUUUGCACAAAUAGUCACUUUGAUAAGAGGAUGUGUCAUGCGCAACACCUGCAUCCCUACCUCCAAGGUCAAGGUCACACUUAGAGGUCAAAAAUUAACAUAGAAUGUUAUAGGGUAUAUUUUGUGUUGAAUCUAGAACUUUUUCAUAGUUCAAGGGAUUUUGAAAUAACUUUGCACAAAUAGUCACAAUAAUAAGCCGAUAUGUCAGGUACAACACCUGCACCCCUUCCUCUUAAGGUCAAGGUCACACUUAGAGGUCAAAGGUUAACAGAGUCUGUUAUUUGGUAUAUUUUUUGUCCCAUCCAUUACUUCUUCAUAGAUUAAGGGAUUUUGAAAAUACUUGGCACAAAUAGUCACAAUGAUUAGAUGAUAUGUCAUGCGUAACAUCUGUGUCCCUACCUCCAAGGUCAAGGUCACACUUAGAGGUCAAAGAUUUACAUAGUCUGUUAUAGGGUAUAUUUUGUGUCCAAUCUAUAACUUCUUCAUAGUUCAAGGGAUUUUGAAAAUACUUGGCACAAAUAGUCUCAAUAAUAAAACGUUAUGUCAUGCACAACACCUGCUCCCCUACCUCCAAGGUCAAGGUCACACUUAGAGGUCAAAGCUUAACAUGAUAGAUUUUUAAAUUCCGUGUUUCAUUUUAUUUUUUUAACAAAUUUAUUGUUACAUUUGCAGAUCUAGCAUUGAUCAUAAUUUUGGACUGAAUGUCCUGAGAUCCAUACCUCAAUCUUUUGAAAUAGCACAAUUUUAUGCUUCAUAUAAAACUCCUGGGGCGGGGGACGUUGGUAACUCUGUUACAAAUUCUUGUUUAUAUGUGUUAUGUAAGUAUAUCCAGGGACUUUUUAUUAUAUUGUACUCAUGAUUUUUGUCUAUAGCAGGUACUGUCUUUUUAGCUUUAUUGAAUGUUAAAUAUGACUUGCAAUUUUUUUAUCGUUAUUAGCUUGAUUAUUUCAAUAGAUUAGGGAAAGCUAUUUAUAAUUCUCACAUGUCGUUGAUGUCGGCGUCUGACCGUCACACUUUGAUUAAGUAUUUGCAUGCAAGGUCGAAUCUCUAAAACUACUGAAGAAUGGGUCGAAACUUCACAUGCUUGAGAGCAAAAGAGGUUACUGGCCAAGGCCCAAAAUUCUUAACAGAGAUUUUGACAGAAUUAUGGCCCUUUAUGAACUCGGAAAAUUCUGCAUUAUUCAGGCUCUUGGUUUACUAUCUAGCAUCAAGAAUAGUCAAGCAUGCUGUCCUUCUCACAGACCUUGUUUUUACAAUUAUUGUUAAUAUAAACUACAUGUAUCUAUCACAUGUUUUAAAAAUGUGUUGUAUUUAUUAAGUGUUGUAUAUUAAAUUUUGUAACAUGACCCAUAUUUUCCUCUCUUGGAACAGAGAUAAGGACCAAACGUGUGUGUAAAUACGCAAUAAAAUCAAUGAUCUAUUUUUAGACAUGUGACGUAAUCUGAGCGGUGAAAAUAAGUAUCUAUACAAAUCAUGCACAAUUUAGCUUGCCCUCAGGUAUGGCAGUAUUUAUUUGUAGAUGCAUCAUGUUAGAAUCAAAAUAAUAUAUCCCAAGCAGUGAUUUUUAUAAUCGCUUAAGAAAAUCACUGUUUUUGGUUCGGAUGCUCAACAUUAUGUCCGAGUUUGGCUUCUCCCUAGUGAUAUAAUUCCUUACAUCAGAACUCCCAAACAGUGAUUUUAUUUUGCAAUAAAAUCACUGUCGGGGAUUAUAAUAACUUCUUGAUUAAUAGUUUGAAAGAUUUUGACAGGUUUAAUGGCCCAGAGAUUAUAUGGUUGUAAACCAGAGCCGCUAGGUGAGGGUUAUAUAGCAAAUAAUCACCUUUACACGACCAUAUAACCUGUCAAAAAAAAAAAAAAUUAUAUUGAUACUGAAUUUAUAUUUUAUACUGUGUAAUAAAUUUAAAAAGAA
Ruditapes philippinarum (Manila clam) is the source of this 6756-nucleotide messenger RNA. RefSeq names its product caspase-like. Gene Ontology annotation, biological process: proteolysis. The record is from RefSeq and is a predicted model, not a curated record. NCBI's taxonomy places the organism in Eukaryota, Metazoa, Mollusca, Bivalvia, Venerida, Veneridae. The transcript has 5 exons. Bases 135 to 1292 code for a protein of 385 amino acids. Gene Ontology annotation, molecular function: cysteine-type endopeptidase activity.